AUGUCACGUAACUACCGACCUCCUGUGAAGGAUUUACGAAGUAAGAUCAGCGGUCGGAAGCGCAGGUCUGAGGAUGUGCUGAUGAUUCAAGAGCCAAAACGAAGACGAACCGUACAUAGAAAAGGAAAAAAUAAUGCGACGCGGCCCAUUGAGUUCAAAGAACUAGAAAACAUCUGUACAAAUAGUGCUCCAGAAAAAUGCAUUUUAGAAUUGGCUGGUAAGGCUGAAAGGUUCGAAGCCCUCUUAGCUUCAGAAGAAAUAAGACCAGAUUUGUUGAAGCUCGUGAUUUCUGCAUGUCGUCUUCUUUGCUCAGCGAAUAACCUAAUGACCGAGAACGCAGAGAAGUUGCUACGCUCUCCUGCAGUGAAGAAGUUCAUGACAGGGACCGUUCUUUCAACUUUUAUCAACGAGAUGCCUUUUUCAGAAAUCUGUAAGGACGAAAGAGAACGUGUCACUGUGUUAAAUGAUCUAGCAGCAAUAUUUCUUGCGCUGCUUCAGAGGCUCGGUGAAAGCAUAGUGCACAGGUUGCCGCUUCCCCAGUUAAGUACCUCUAUGGAUGAGCUGAAAAAGAGGAAUCUCAUUGAAGACGCCAGCGAUCUUGACAAGAAAAUUCGACAAGUCAAUGAAUUGAAAGAUCAGGUGAUUCGGCGUGCAAAGUCGGCGUAUGAUCAGGAAUCGUGGAACGAGCCUCCGCAAAAUUUCAGAGAGCUUAGCGUCACUCCACAAUUGGCAGACCUUUGUUUCAGGCCUUUUCUUCGCGAAAACAUCACAGACAGAAAGUUUAGGGACCUGGAUCAUUAUCUUGACGUGCAGUUUCGCCUUCUGAGAGAGGACUUCGUGAUACCCCUUCGCGACGGCAUUAAACAUCUGACGAAGGGAAGCAACUUCUUGGAAACGAAUUCUGCAAGUAAAGUUGGGCGCACCAAUGACGUUUCUGAAUACCACGACGUCACAGUCCUGUAUCCCGUAUGCAGCAGGAAAGGUCUGGUCUACAGAAUCAUGUUUGACUUGUCGCAUCCAAAGGUAAGGCGAGUCAAUUGGGAAAGAUCCAAGCGGCUCAAGUUUGGUUCGCUGGUUUGCCUUUCCUCAGAUGAAUUCAACACACUUGUCUUCGCAACGGUGGAAAAUCGAGAUGCUAAAGGGCUCAAAGUCGGUGAAUUGGAAGUGCGGUUUGAAAACGUUGGCAUGGAAGAGAUAAACCAAUUCAUUCAGCAAGAAGAGAAGUUUGUCAUGAUAGAGUCACCUGCUUAUUUCGAAGCUUACAGACACGUAUUGGAGGCAUUGAAGGAGAUUAAACCUGACGAAUUCCCUUUCCAGAAGCAUAUUGUUGAAUGCUGUCAGGACGUUGGUCCUCCUGAAUAUCAAGUCAAGAAAGAAAACAGCAGUGCGUUCACGUUUAACUUUGCUGAUAUCCUAGUUGCGAGAACGCCAGCAAAUCCAGAAAAUCCUGUUUCAUAUCAACAUCAGGAGCCCCCUUCUCCUCCUGUGAUGGUGCUGGAUUCAAGUUCACGAGAAGGUCAGACAGAAAGCGGCAAUAAUGAGGAUCGUUCAACUGGCAUGGACGUUCCAAUGGACCAGGAGAUACCUUCAGCUGAAGUCAAACAAGAGUUCAACGUCUAUAAUUGGCCCGACAACGAAAGCCUGGGCUUUAAUGAAUCGCAGAUGCGCGCGUUCAAAAUGGCGCUGACCAAAAAGCUUGCUGUUAUUCAAGGGCCGCCAGGGACUGGGAAGACAUAUGUGGGUUUGAAGAUUGCACGUGUACUUUUACAGACAGCCUCGCUCUGGGAGGACGAGGAAGAACGGUCACCAAUCUUGAUGGUGUCUUACACGAAUCACGCCUUGGAUCAGUUCCUGGAGGGGCUUCUGCCAGUGACAAAAGGUGAGAAAAAAAUACUAGGCUACACGAUUGGCUUAAAAACCUCGCGCCACUUUUUCAUCCAAUCAGAAGUAAAAGCAAAUUAAAACCAAUCGUGACUCGCUCGCGCACGUUUCCCGCGCUUCGCAUCAGUGGAUUGCCUGCGUCCUUUUUGAUAGGCCACAAUGAUUACUUUGGUUUCGGUUUAACGAUACUUGAUUGAAAGCCGCUCUAUUGAUCUAUAAACAACACGUACGCAGUCUGAUUGAUAACGGCAAGUUUACCAAUAGUCGGCAAUAGUCACUGGUUGUGUUGAAAAAAAACGGAUCAACAUAGGCUGUUGUGCUCGACUCUAAUAUUUUCCAGAUGAAAAUUUGGUAAUUAUAGUUGGACGAUUGGAAUGUCAGUGGAAAGACUAUUUUUGCUUGCUCUAAGGGAAGAUUUCCAAAGCAAAGGAAUCUUCUCGAAAAUUUCCAUGUUGUCAUUUAAUGGGCACUAUCAUGAGCCAAAAGCCAAACGACGUUUUUACAUCAAACGAAAGGCCUUAAAAUAUGUGCCAUAAGUGUCUUGUUUUGUUACGAAUAAUCAUUCUAGCGCACUGAAGCUGCCAGAGUGGUGUUAUCAUGAGUUACAAAUUGAAAAGGCACCAAGUCAGAAUUGUGGCACCGUUUUGUCCAAAGGUCUAGCAAAAUUCCCGUGAUAGUGCCCGUUUAACAACAAACAAACUAAGCGUAAAUCAAGAUAAAAAAUGUAAAUGUUUUUGUAAUAUGCGCGGAUAAAAUGUCAAAAAACCAGACCUUUCGAGGCUGCUGACUCUUUAUCAGUGAUCUGAACAGCUGAAAUUAAGAUGUGUUCGCGUCAUAACAAAACAAACAAUGAAACUUCACUUGAGCGUGCUGACUUUACACUGAAAGAGAAAAAAAGUACUGCAUUUACAUACUUUAGUACAGUUUCAUUACUGACUUACAAUAUUUACAACUUACGUAACAAAGUAACUGCGAACAAACGCAUUAAAAUGAUAUUUAAAACUAAAUUGUACUAACAUUGCUUUCUUAUAUAGCAGAAAUGCAUUCAGAUCACUGUUAAAGAGACAGCAGUCUCGAAACGUCUAGUUUUUUGACAUUUUAUCUACGUAUAUUACAAGGACAUUUACAUUUUUUAUGCGACUUUUGGAAAUCAAGAUAGUUCAGGAAGAAAGAAGUGGCACUGACGAUUUAGUUUCUCACAAUGCAAUCGUGCAAUUUCUUAAUAAGAUACGAGUGACAGGGUUUUCCCUCUUCGUUAUAGAUAUUGUUCGUGUUGGUAGCCGCAGCAGAAAUAACAAACUCGACGUCGUGUCGUUGAAAUAUCUUCAGAGAACAAUCCGUCGAAACAGAGGGGUUCCAGACCAUAUUUUCAGAGCCAGGAUACAAGCUGAGUGGGACACUGGAAAGCAAAGGGAAUUUUUUGAAAGGUCUACCAUGUUGCUAAGAGCCCUGAGAACAAGCAUAGUGUCCAUGAAAAUCCUUGGUCACCAAGAUUACAUGCUACGGGCACAUCACACACAGUUCUCGGAGAACACUAGCACUAAGCUAAGAUCAAUUGAUGACACACUUCUUCAUUGGCUUGAAAUCGAAAGGAAUCAGCAUAAAGAAGAAGAUCAUUUCGAUGAUUUGGAGGAAUUUUCAGCACCUGGAUAUGUCUUUGAUGACAUCCCAUCGGACGACAAAGACCUCGACGGUCCUACAAUUCAAGUAGAAGCUCUCUCAGUCGAAGAUGCUGAGGAUCCUCAGUAUGUGAGAAAAAACCUCACAAAUGAAGAAGUCAUGACGGAAGAAGAUGAGAUGUAUGUUGAUGAUAUUUACCGUUUGAAAACAGAGGAUCGUUGGAGACUUUACAAACUGUGGCUGCAAAGGGUGAAAGUCUACCAUCUUAAGCUUUUCCAAGCUAGACAGGUCGAGUAUGAACAAGCAUUUCAACGAGAACAGGAGGUAAGCAGAAUGGAAGAGUUCGAUAUCCUUCGCAGGGCACGUGUCAUUGGCAUGACAACCACGUGCGCCGCCAGAUACCGCCACAUUCUCCAGAAAAUCUGCCCCAAGAUAGUCUUAGUUGAAGAAGCUGCUGAAGUAUUGGAGGCUCAUAUUAUUACCUCAUUGACGAAGGGAUGCGAGCACUUGAUUUUGAUUGGUGAUCAUCAGCAACUGAGACCCUCCCCAGCCGUCUAUGAAUUAGCCAAGAAGUACAAACUGGACGUGUCGCUGUUCGAAAGAAUGGUGAAUGUUGGAGUUCAGUGUGAGAGGCUGUCCGUUCAGCAUCGCAUGAGACCUGAGAUCGCUGCCUUGAUGAAACACAUCUACGACGAUCUGGAAAACCACGAGUCAGUGAAGAAAUACGAAGACAUCAAAGGAAUGAAGAAGAACAUGUUCUUCAUCAGCCAUAACAAUUUAGAGAUGUCCUGCGAUCAGACGCACAGUCAUGUCAAUGAGCACGAGGCUAGGUAUCUAGUGGCGCUGUGUCAUUAUUUACUACAGCAAGGUUACAGAGCCCAUCAAAUAACACUUCUGACAACCUACAUGGGACAGAUGUUUGCCAUUAAAGACUGCCUCGCAGAGGAAGACGAUGAAACGUUGAGAAGUGUCAGACUGACGACAGUUGACAACUUUCAAGGGGAAGAAAACGACAUCAUUCUUCUUUCGCUGGUACGCAGCAACAAAAGCGAGAAAGUUGGCUUUAUCAAGAGUGUGAACCGCGCAUGUGUGGCGCUCUCUCGGGCCAAGAAGGGUUUCUAUUGCAUUGGAAACUUUGCUUUUCUCUCUAAACACAGUGACAUCUGGAACAAAAUUGUAGCCGAUUUAAAAGAGAGUGGUAGCAUCGGAGACGUCUUGCCCCUUGUUUGUCAAAUCCACCAUGAUGAAUUCACAGCUGAAAGAGCUGAAGAAUUCAAAGUGAAAGCUCCGGAUGGAGGAUGCCAGCGGCCAUGUCAAGUACGUCUGAGAUGCGGUCAUACUUGCAGACAGUUAUGUCAUCCACGCGACACCGAGCAUUUGGAGUAUUGCUGUGUGCAGCCAUGCAGCAAGAAAAUCAAGGGCUGUGAACACGACUGUCCAAAUCUUUGCUGGGAAGAGUGUGAGCGACAUUGCCGAGAACCGGUCAUGAAAAAGCUACCAGUCUGUGGUCAUAAUGCACAGGUGAGGUGUGAUACGAUUCCAUGGAUGGUGAAAUGCAAAGUAAGAUGCGAGAAAUCUCUCUCCUGUGGCCAUCAGUGUCAAAGCUACUGUGGAGUCCCAUGCACCGAAAAAUGCCAAGAGCUUGUUAAGAGAACUGACUGGCCAUGCGGACAUGGAGCCACAACCGCCUGUUCGGCCACUCAAGCAGAUUGCGGUGUCCCUUGUGAAGACAAGCUGGAAUGUGGUCACAAGUGCUCUGGUACUUGUGGAGAGUGUCGCAUGGGUAGAGUUCACAAACGCUGCAAGCUGAGGUGCGGUCGUCCUCUGAUUUGCUCUCAUGUCUGUACAGAAUUCUGCCGAAUGCCGUGUCCUCCAUGCAACAAGAAGUGUGAAAACUAUUGUGUGCAUAACAGUUGCGACAAAAGGUGUGGAGAUCUGUGCGUUCCUUGCAGUGAAAAGUGUGCCUGGGAGUGUAUCCAUUACAAGUGCAGCAAAAAAUGUGGUGAGCUGUGUGACAGACCGAUCUGUGACGAGCCUUGCGACAAAACUCUGUCAUGCCACCACAAUUGCCGUGGUUUGAUGUGCGAACAGGAGUGCAUUUGUACCGAGUGCAUGAAAAAUGACGACCACGACCCAAUUACAACUAUCUUUUUUGGUACAGAGCAAGAUGAAGGCGCCCGGUUUCUCCAGCUUCCAGACUGCAAGCAUAUCUUCGAAAAGAAAGGCCUGGACAGGUAUGAAUAACUUCAAUCUAAGAAGCGAGUGAACAAUAUAACAUAGCUAGCAGAGCCGCGCAAUCAAAUUCAGCGUACGUAAGCGUGUUCAAAAUCCCGAUAGUGCACGCUGAUAGCGAGAGCAAAUCGCCUCGCCAGAAAUUUUUUUUUUCGCGCGAGGGGCCAUUGUUAGCGCGGGGAAAAAUAUUAUAUUUCGCGACAAUAAUGGAUACAAACAGAGACUUGGCCCACCAGUCCCAAAACGAAGACAAUUUUGCGACCUUUUCUCUUGGGCUAGAGUUCUUCAAUGAGGCAGAAAAAGAGAAAAACAACGGAAAAGGAGACUCGGCUUCCUGCGAACAAUCACUUCUGAUAUUGUUGUCCGUUUUUCGCGUCGGAUUUGAUGCACAAUUCCACCGGCUAUGUUAUAAAACAAUUGGUUCAUGCUUUUAGCUGUGCACUAUCGAGUUAUGGAGCACGUGGGAAGUUUGGAGAGCACUCAAGAAGCUAGAGUUGCCCUCGGCUAUCUCCUCGAGCAACUCUUACGCUUUUUUCGUGCUCUCCAAAUUUAAACCUCCCACGUGCUCCAUAACUCGAUAGUGCACGCUAAGGCAUGAACCAAUUGUUAAUUCGUAAAGACAAUCGAUCUUUCACACUUUUACACAUCCACAGUUUUAAUCGAAUGUUUUCAGUUAGUCGUAGCAAUAACAAAGCUGUGCAACUCCUUGUUAUCAGACAAGAGUAGCAACUCAGUUUAUGGAAGAGUGGGACAAGAGAGGGACCGCGAGAGUUUAUGGUGGCGUUUUGGGUGGAGCCAAAAAGUUGAAACCUUUUAAAUGCGGAUGACUUAGAAUAUAUAAACGCUUUUCGUAUCUCUUAUAUAAAAAUUAUAAAAAUUCAUGCACCAUGGAGACGUCCUUAGCCAAACCUAUUGCAAGGCUGGCAUUACUUCAAAACGGCAGAUUAAUUUUUUUUUUUGGUCGCUAUCUUAUUCAAGAGUUUUCUCCGUAUAGUCCGGUCAGUUUCCUCGCUGCUGAAAAACCAGCAUUUCCAAAUUCCUAUUCGAUCUGGAAAGACGGCCCGCACGAAAACCAGCUUAUAUAGGGCUGAUGUGGCUUUCUCUAGUAAUCUUUUGAUUUAUUUAACAUUGCAAUUACAAGGAGAAAAAUAUAAAAAUAAUCCAAUACUUUUCCGGUAUUCGUUUUUCCCUACUGUCUCUGUUGGACGUCACGCAAUCUUUUUCUCAAAGAGAUUAAAUGAGAAAGAUUGCGUGACGAGACAAGGAAAUGUCCAAAAAAUGCUAAUUCCUACCGGACUCCUACCUAAAGUAGCCACAGUUAAUGAAGUUAAAACGCAGUCAUACGCUUCUUAAUUAAUUUGUAUGACUUGCGCUUCUUCUUUAGUUACAUGGGGAUUUCAAAUGACGACACCGAUGUCUCGGAUGAAAGUCACCCCGGUGACAGUCACGCGGAUAUUAUGGAUGACAGUCAACUGAUCCGACUGAAAUCCUGCCCUCGUUGUAAGACUCCUAUCCGCAAGAGCCUGCGAUACGGUAACGUCAGUAAACAGCAGCUAAACGACAUCGAGAAAGUCAAAGAAAAAUUGUUGGGAAAAAAGAGUGAGCUGGAAGGGAAGAAAGAACGCCUCUCUGACCGUCACUUUAAUAUGCGUUCGAUGCUUGAAGAACCAGACUGGCAGAAACUGAAAAGAAGUAUUUUGAAACUGAAUUCGGAAUGGAUGGCUGCUGUCCUUGAAAACAAGUUGACGCUACUGGAACGUUUCUGUGACACAAGGAAGAAAAUGAAAAGCAUUCUGGGUAAAGUGUCCCGGGAGGUUUUGUCAGAGAAUAACUUGCAAGGUAAGUUUGAAUUCUAUUUGUCGAAGGUUGAACCGCUUGGCUAUGAACGUACUUUUCGCGGGGGAAUUUGGGCCACUUCCGCCGGACAAGUACUCCGAUCGGGGAUUUCUGCCACCCCUGUUGACAGACUCUCCGGUCAGGGAUUCGGGCUACGACCCUAUGACCCAGGCGAAUUUGUCAGUCGCAAAUCGUAAUAAUAAUCAAAUUGAACGAAAAAGACUCAGUUUGUAAGCAUUUUGACCAAAGGAGGACAGGUGAAGAGAGGGUGGGUGUACAGUUCUUUUCAAGAGAGCAGUGGGUGACCAAGAACUUUGGACUUUUAUCUCUGACCAACAAUUUUGAGACCAAUAUUCAGUUUAAAGGCACCUCUAACAAUUUCAGACUGCUAUUGAACAGUUUUUGUGGUCUCCCCGAUCAUGAGUACCUUUCAGCUGUCAGAAACGUGACCUCAUUCGUGUUGAAAAUCACAACAAGGUGUUACCGCGAAACGUGAACCGGGUCUACUCUUCUUCCUUGCUGCUCUCUUUUAUUAAACUUAACCUCUAAAUUGCUGUCAGGGCGAACUCGAAACCUGGCGGUUCCUUUAGCCCCUUGGCUCCCAUUUCUUUGUUACUUUCUUUAAUCAAUUUGUUAUGUAUAUAAUAAAAGUCUCCUAUAAUGAAUCUGUGCGAGUCAGUAAAGAUUAUUGUUAUUGUUAAUUUGCUUAAUAUAUACUUUUAACGACAGGCCAGCAAUUUGGAGAUGAGCUGUGCUACCUUAAGAUGCGCUUUAUGUCUGACGGAGUAACGCAUAGAGAACUACGAGACAUCAACACAGAAUUCUCUAGGCUCAAUCUCCUACUCGAGCUGUGUUUGCUGAUUCACGAAAUCAAGAGCCUGGCUCUAGAACUUGAAGAUUCUCCCCGCCAGAUGAUGACUGCACUACGGGAGAAACUGUCCAGCUGUAAGCGCAUAGAAGACGAAAAGUUGGAUGAAAUGAUGAACAGUCUGAAGGCUAUCAGGUAAGGAUUAUGUCUUUAAUUGCACAACAGCAUAAUUCAUAAAACGUAAGAACAAAUUAGCGGAUUGCGCGCUUUUUUGAAUUUACGGUAUACUCUUCCUUGACUUCUACACCACACUGAUUACCUAGACGGGAGUAGAUACUAAUACUAAUAAACAACUAACUUAAAACUAAGCACAAGCAAAUUACGGCUGGUUUUCACUUGUGCGUAAGCAUGAGCAUAGCCAACGUAUGUUGCUAACACUUGUGCUUAUGCGCUAGUGAAAACAAGCCUUUACUAAUAAUUUGCUUCACCAUUUACCAACUAAUAACUAACACCAUUACUAAAUUACAUCCAUAUAGAAAAGAAUUACAAUGCACAUUACAUUAUACAAUAUACCAAGCAGUUCAAUUAAAUAGCGAUAAGCAGUAGUAGUAGAUAAGCGCGGUCUGUACAUUACCACCUAACGGCACGAUAUCUUCUCGUCCGUACGACACUCUCACUGAAUAAGCUCAUAUUAUUUUGCGAUUCUAAUUCUUCGGUUUUAGGGAAUUUCCUGGUCUAUUUCUCCCUUUCUUUCACAUCUCCUUAGAUCCUUGUAGCUGUAGAUUAAGCAAACCACAACGGCAGCGGCGACGGGAACGUCGCUAAGCUGAAGUUUAAAGAGCGGAACAAUGGAUCAGUCCUGGUGCAUCCGUUUUUGCCGUUUUCUGAAAACAGCAACGUGAGAAGACCAAAAUCUGCAUAGAAUGGAAACCGUGAACCGCCACGGCCAUUUUCUUAAAAUUGCUUUUUCGAUUUUAACGCUGUCUUCUGAGAUAGCUCUGACAGUGAUAAAUGACUAGAUGAAUCUAGAUUAUUGCGAGAUUCUUAGCUUAAGUAUAAAUUCGAAUUCACUUUUUAACUAACGUUGUCCUUGGCGUCGCCGUCGUGGUUGCUUGAGCUCCUAUUCUUAAAGCAAGACGACGAUGGUGGAAGAGGAGGGGGUAAAUUUGGUCCAUCGUUUUCCUUGGAGACUAGUAUGCAAGCAAUCUUUCUUGCGUGUAGGUGAUGGAGUGCUCUCUCACCCAUACGAGAACGAGAGCUUGCUUGUAGGCUACUUGGAGAUUGAAACUGAAAGGAACUGCUGAUGGAUGCAGAUGGUUUGUUUUCAAUCUGGAUCACAUAUACAUGUUUUCCAUUUUAGACAAUCGCACCCCACAUUGGCUCCUUUGACUGAAGAGGAGAAGAAAGUGAUCGUGUCUGCGAUCGGACUGUCGAAAGGUCAUUGGUUUAAGUGCCCCAUGGGACAUAUCUACGCCAUAGGUGAAUGCGGCGGUGCCAUGGAGAGAAGCACUUGUCCUGAAUGCGGAGCUGUGAUUGGUGGAGCAAAUCACAGACUGGAAGAUGGAAAUGAGCUGGCCCCUGAGAUGGACGGCGCAAACCAUGCAGCCUGGUCUGAGCAGGCAAACUUACAAAAUUAUGAAAAUUUACGCGAUAUUGUUUAAGUUGCUCUGUGUUAGAGUUACCUUCUAGAAAACUGAUUUAAACAUUUUCUCCUUAGUUGAGUAGCAAAAAAAAAAAAUCAUGUUGCUUUUUGCAAAAGGAAAAUGGCACGUGCUGUAAGUUGAAUGGUAUUUUUCUGGUGACCGCCACACAAAGAAUAAUUAUUUCUUAUUAUUGCUACAAUUAAACAAAUUCCAUAAUGGUUUUAACCGUUACUACUUCAACUUAUUGAUGAUCAAGAACAUUUUUAUCUUAUCACACAUAUAGGACUAAUAAGGAUAUUUUUACAUUUCUGUUUUCUUAAAAAUGCAAUAUUUAAUAGAAUUAGAGUCCAGCUAGGUCAGCUAGACAGCAGAAAAAUAACUACAUAAUAAUAGCUACUAGUUGUGACUACAACUGCACGUAAAUAUUCGACUUGAGAUCGAAUUUCCAGGCAUUUAGUUUCAAAAAAAUGAGUUUGCUCCGAAUCACCAUUAUGUUCACGAGGUACAACCGUACAAAUCCUAUAAAAUCAAAAUCAAAUCAAUUUUAUUUAAGCUCGGGAACGUGAGGAGUGGUUGGCCAAUCUCCUGAGCCAGAAGCUCAUGUAUUAAACGUCCGAGCAUUCCGAGGAUCAGAGGCAUUUGGUUUAAUUUUAUUAUUUUUUACUUUCUUUUGUUUCGUUGUGUCAUUCGUUUUGUUUUGUUUUGAUAAUUGCACAUAAGAGUUUUACAACCUCUUUAAUGACGAAAUUACGUCUCCAAGGACGAACUGACUUUUCAUCUUGUAGCUGUCACUUGCCUUGCUUUCAAAACGAGGUCCCUCCAAAACCUUUUCUACAAGAUGAUUUCUAACCACAUGCUCGUUUCGAGGAAAUAGAACUAAUUUGGAUAUAAAAGGUUUUAUACGUCAUAAGGCAAGUUGGUAUUAACUGAUACACUGCAGGAUAAUUAAGUAAUGUGUUUGGUACG
This is a messenger RNA of Porites lobata, 10986 nucleotides long. NCBI's taxonomy places the organism in Eukaryota, Metazoa, Cnidaria, Anthozoa, Scleractinia, Poritidae. The record is from the annotation of a GenBank genome assembly.